AUGUCUCAAUAUUCGGACGACGAAGGAACUAGAGCCUCGGGCUGGGAAGAAGAUGAUGAAGAAGACCCCCAGCAAAACGAUCAGGGAGCCUUUAUUGCCCGUGAUGAGCCAGAAGAAGACCGCAUAUCAGCGCGAGCAGUCCGACGUGCACGAUUUGAACUAGAACGCGAGGAAGAAGAUGCUUUCGAUGCCCACGAGAUGGCAGCACGACUCAAGGAGCGCCAUGGUCGACGCCGUCCAUUGCGGAUGGCAACUGAUACAGCCAUUCCGGCUGUAUUGCAGCUUGCUGACGUGAACGAGCCUAAUAUGUGGGUUGUUCGAUGUAAGCCCGGCAAGGAAAAAGAUAUUGUUCUCACGCUCAUGAGACGGGUCAACGAUACCGAGCAAUAUGGAGGGCCAACUUCAAAGAUUUUUUCUGCUUCAUGUAGAGAUUCUUUAAAAGGCUACGUGUACAUAGAAGCGAGAAAGCUUACCGAUGUUCAAGCGGCUGUUCAAAACGUCAACAAUGUAUUUGCUUCAAAAAUACAGCUCGUGCCUGUAGACGAGCGUGCUGAUGUAAUUGUAAUAAAAUCUAAACGCAUCGACCUUAAACCCAAUAGCUGGGUAAAGAUUAAGAAAGGUCGUAACGCUGGAGAAUUGGCGCAGAGAGAGAUGUCAAACUUUCAAAUCUGGUUAGUAUAUAACUCGCUUUCGAUAUUAUUCAAAUGGGCUUAUGAACUCGAAUUGCAACAGAUCGUGGAUGAUGUAAGUCCAUCAGUGGACGAAAUCACAGCGUUUGCCGCUGCUCAGUUUGAGGAGGGUGCUACAAUCGCAACUUUGGCCAUCGAUAGCCCACUCACGGCCGCUAUCAAAACUGAUUUCCAACCUGGCGACAUAGUAGAAGUAGUAGAUGGUGGUGAGGCGGGAUUGUAUGGAACUGUUGAUGUAGUAGAAUUGGGGAUGGUCACCUUUACUGUUUCGCGUGACACCAACAGUGGCGCAUUGCAAAAAGCUGUUGUGGAAGCCAGUCGAUUGAGGAAAAAGUUCUCACAAGGAGAUCAUGUUAAAGUACUUAACGGCAAGCAUAAAGAUGCCACAGGAAUGGUAUUAGAAGUCAAAGGAACGACAGUUACUCUAGUACUCGAUGAUACUAUGGAGGAGGCUGUGGUGUUCUCAAAAGAUGUCAAGAGAGCUGCUGAUGCCACAAAGAGUGUGACGUCUGAGAGUAAACAUGAACUACAUGAAUUCGUUCAGCUAUUCAAUGGUGCUUAUGGCAUCAUUGUCGGAAUCGAGCGUGGAUCCUAUCGCAUCCUUAGUGACGACGGGAUUGUACGAAGCGUUGAGGCAGUAGAGAUAUCAAGGAAGCUCGAUACUCGACGGGCGCAAGUCAAAGAUUCACACGGAAAUACCUUACAGCAAGGCGACUUGGCACAAGAGACUAUUCGAGAGAUGCGUGAGGGCAAGAUAUUGCAUAUAUUCAAACACACGGCCUUUUUAUUAGCUCGUGACAUCUCUGAAAAUGGUGGUGUAUUCUUUACACGAUGGAAAAGUCUCAUCAACAAGAAUUCAACCACGACUGCACCGAAACUCGACCAAAUAAAUCCAGCAGUCUACGGUAACCGGCAGUUGGAUAGAUCUCAAGGACAGAAUCGUAGUUUUAACAAUCGUGGCUAUGGUGAUAGAGGAUAUGAUCGCGGUCGCGGAAGGGGCCCUUAUAAAGGCUAUAUGGGUAUUGUAAAGGAUACCACGGAAACCAUGGCAAGAGUGGAAUUGCAUACAGAUAGUAGAAUUUUGAACGUUGAGAAGGCUAAAUUAAUGAUGAAAGAUUCGAGCGGGAUUAUCCGACCAAUUGCAUCUGACUUCCAACCCAGAGAGCGUGAUCUCGAUACGUCAAGCAAUUACGGCGCAUCGUCACCUUAUUCCCCCAGCGGCUGGUCGUCAUCUUCUCGUACACCGUCCUGGGCGGGUAGCCGUACACCGGCCUAUUCCUCAGCAAUGACACCCAAUCCACACGCCGACGGCUCGCGCACGCCUGCUAUUCAUUCAACCAAUGAUGGCUCACAAACACCGGCAUGGGACAUUGGCAGCAAAACGCCGGCAUGGAUAGGCGGAUCAAAUGAUGGAUCGCCGCGAUGGGGUGAUGGUGGGUUAACUCCUAGAUGGGAUAUUUCCGCACCUACACCUGCCCCGGAGACUCCGAGAUUUUCUGCGCCGACACCAGCACCAGUCACACCCAAUUUCGUUGCGACUACGCCUGCAGCGGAUGGGCCGAAUUUCGUGCCAACGCCGAAGCAUCUUCCACCCACUACUCCUGAGCCUAUGACCCCAGGACUGUUUGUACCGGCGACUCCACAUUUUAUACCUGCUACUCCCAUGGCUGCUGGCGGUGAUUAUGGUGAUGGAAAUUUGAAUGCGGAAUAA
Molecule: messenger RNA, 2400 nt
Organism: Paraglomus brasilianum
Lineage: Eukaryota; Fungi; Glomeromycota; Glomeromycetes; Paraglomerales; Paraglomeraceae
Source: the annotation of a GenBank genome assembly